UGUGCGCUGAGGGUUUGUACUUCGAUCGGGGUCACUGUGAACAUAAGUAGCUUUUAGUGCAAAACUAUGACGACCGAAGAAAUAAAAAUCGUGAAGGACCCGUUCCCCUCGCCAGUUGGGUUUGAAAAAUGGAUUGCACGGUUGCGGAAAUACCGAUUUAAGGAAAAAAAGCCAUCGUAUUACGACUCACCUGCUGACAAAGAUCUUUUAAAGAAGAGCGUCAUACUUGGAAGAAGUGCUUUGGCUACUAGUGCAUAUAUCGGUUUAUGCGAUGCGUUUUUAAUUCGCGAAUACACGCAGGUGCUUCCGAUCCUUUGGCGAGUUGCGUACUGGGGUGUACCAACCUUCGGUUCGUUCGGAGCUUUCAUCCUCGGGAACGCACUGGCUGUAAAAGCGAACGGCGGUAGAGACAUGCCUGCAUGUCACAUUGCAGGUGCCUUAACCUGGAGUGCAGUGUGGGCAAGGUUCUUCAGGAGUCCUUCGUUAUGUUGGAUAGUUGGAGCACCACUAGCCGCCCUGAUGUUCUAUACCAAGCACGCGCGUGAUAAAGGUCAUAUCUAUAACUUCUUAGUUGGGGCGCCUGAAGUAACGACCUACUACGUAACAGAUACUCCAUAUGAAAUUCAGAAACUUAACUUGUCAUUUCGGACUUACAACGCAGAGAAAUAUACGGAAGAAAUUUAGAAGUUAGCUACUCUGUCUGUGCAUGAAAUGAACGAGCUUGUUCCAUGCUAAUGCGCUGAUAAAUGUCAAUGUUUCUUGGCAGAAGACAGAGCUAAUACGAAUCAACAAUUAAAACAGUCUUCAGUAGUUAUAAUGUCAAUUGCAUAGUUUAAGCGAGGUUAACCGCGAGGAAAGGUCGCAUGAAUAAAUGGUGUUUUAUUUAGCCCCA
Molecule: messenger RNA, 892 nt
Organism: Varroa destructor (honeybee mite)
Lineage: Eukaryota; Metazoa; Arthropoda; Arachnida; Mesostigmata; Varroidae
Source: RefSeq, a predicted model, not a curated record